Messenger RNA from Peniophora sp. CBMAI 1063, 1674 nucleotides. Lineage: Eukaryota; Fungi; Basidiomycota; Agaricomycetes; Russulales; Peniophoraceae. The record is from the annotation of a GenBank genome assembly.
AUGGCCUCUUUCCGCCGCUCGCCCGUGCUCUCCCUGGCCCUAUUGGGUGCCCGUAUCGCGUCGUCUGUCGCAACGCAAGUCUCCUCCGGCCCGACCGUUCUGCUGGACAAUGGCACCUUCGUAGGUGUAUCCGAAGGGCAUGUAUCUGCCUUUAGAGGAGUGCCGUUUGCCAAACCACCUGUCGGCGAUCUGCGCUUUCGACUUCCUGUCGCCACUGACCCAUAUGAUGGCACCUACAACGCGACGGCCUUCGGAGACUCUUGCAUUCAGCAAGCUUUCGGCGACACUGACCCCUCCAAGCAGAAUCCAACAGCUGUUGAGAUCAUGCAGGGCAUCGUUGACGCGUUCACGGUUCAGACUCUGGAUAGCGAAGACUGUCUCACUGUCAACAUUUAUACGCCCGCGAACGCGACGCCAGACUCAAGGCUUCCUGUUGUCUAUUGGAUAUAUGGUGGCGCGUUUGAAGGUGGAUCCGCGGUCGCGAGCAACGGGUCUAUUAUCGUGGAGAGGUCCCUAGAACUUGACGAGCCUGUCGUCUACGUCUCGGUGAACUACAGAGUUUCUGCAUUGGGGUUCGCGGGAAGCAAGGAAGUGCGCGAGGAGGGUAUCGGUAACCUUGGGUUGCACGAUCAACGCUUGGGUCUGCACUGGGUGCAGAAGUACAUCUCGUCCUUCGGCGGUGAUCCUGAAAAGGUGACGAUAUGGGGUCAAAGCGCUGGGGGUAUGUCCGUCGGUAUGCAUCUGGUAGCGUACAAGGGCAACAGCUCCGGUCUCUUCCGCGGCGCAUUCAUGCAGUCGGGCGGACCUAUAGACACCGGUGCGCUGGAGGAUGGCCAACCUUUCUUCGACAAGUUCGCUCGCGACGCUGGCUGCGCAGACACACUGGGAUCAGUAGCCGUGUUCGACUGUCUCCGUAACGCGUCCACCGCAAACAUUCGUGCGGCAAUGAGUCAAGCGCCGCGCAAUCUCUUCGACUAUACGGCUGCGUCGUUGGCGUGGAAGCCCCGCGAGGAUGGCGUGUUCUUGACGGAUACUCCGCAGAGGCUGGUACGCGAUGGCGCUGUAGUGGAUGUGCCGAUUGUGACGAGUAACUGCGAUGACGAAGGGACUAUUACUUCUCUCAGCAACACCAACAUCACAACCGAGGACGAGCUGCGCCAGUACCUCAAACAGUUCUACUUCCCCACGGCGAACGACACCAUCAUCGACAACAUCCUUUCCGCCUACCCCGACGACCCCGCUCUAGGCUCGCCAUUCGAUACUGGUCUCAACAAUACGCUUACGCCGGAGUACAAGCGCAUAGCGGCGAUCUUGGGCGACUGGUUCUUCCAGUCUCCGCGCAGACUGUUGCUUUCGGAGCGCGCGGGGUUGAACUCUAGCGCGUUCUCGUAUUUGUACAAGAGGGGCAAGUCCACACCUUACAGCGGUGCCACCCACGGAUCCGACCUCCCCGCGAUCUACGGCCCGAGCGACCUCACAGACGCCCUCAUCAACUUCGCCACGAACCUCGAUCCGAACGGCAAGACGAUCAUCGACUGGCCGGCGUACACCCCCUCUUCACCUGCAUUGCUGACGCUCAGCGAUGGGAACGUCACGCAGAGCAUCACGAAGGAUACCUAUCGUGUGGAGGGGAUACGGGCGAUUCUCAAUGCGUCGUUUGUUGAUCCUUACUAG